This is a messenger RNA of Chrysemys picta bellii (western painted turtle), 6315 nucleotides long. It is a transcript of the gene NAA25, whose product is annotated as N-alpha-acetyltransferase 25, NatB auxiliary subunit. The record is from RefSeq and is a predicted model, not a curated record. Gene Ontology annotation, biological process: N-terminal peptidyl-methionine acetylation. Lineage: Eukaryota; Metazoa; Chordata; Testudines; Emydidae. Gene Ontology annotation, cellular component: NatB complex; cytoplasm. Gene Ontology annotation, molecular function: protein binding.
GCCAGGAGGCGAGCCGGGGCGGGGGGCUGCUACCCCCGGCUGGCGCUGUCCCCACAGACCGCGGGCUCUCCCUUGGCCAGGCAUAUCGCGACAGGCCCUAUCGCGGGGGGGGGAGUCCGGGCCCGGCUGGGGUGGAGGCCGCGGCCCGGGAACGUGAGGCCGGGCAGCGCCCGCCCGACCCGGCCUCUUUACCCUCCCCCGCCCCCCGGGCCGAGCCUGGCCGGUCCCGCCGGCGCGGCGGCUGCGCACUGCGGUUCUGCGCUCUCAUCAUGGCGGCGCGGGGCCAUGUGCAGGACCCCAACGACCGGCGCCUCCGGCCUAUCUACGAUUAUCUUGAUAAUGGCAAUAAUAAAAUGGCAAUCCAGCAGGCAGAUAAACUGCUAAAAAAACACAAAGAUCUUCACUGCGCUAAGGUUUUAAAGGCAAUCGGCUUGCAGAGAACUGGGAAACAAGAUGAAGCGUUUGCUCUCGCACAAGAAGUAACAGCACUCGAACCUACAGAUGACAACUCUUUGCAAGCACUAACUAUCCUUUACCGGGAAAUGCAUAGACCGGAGUUGGUAACAAAACUUUACGAGGCAGCUGUAAAGAAGGUUCCCAACAGUGAGGAGUAUCAUUCUCAUCUCUUCAUGGCCUAUGCCAGGGUCGGGGAAUACAAGAAAAUGCAACAGGCUGGAAUGGCACUUUAUAAGAUUGUCCCCAAAAACCCUUACUACUUUUGGUCUGUGAUGAGCCUAAUUAUGCAGUCUAUUUCAGCACAAGAUGAAAACCUCUCCAAAACAAUGUUUUUGCCCCUAGCUGAAAGAAUGGUGGAAAAAAUGGUGAAGGAGGAUAAGAUUGAAGCUGAGGCUGAAGUUGAACUUUACUACAUGAUACUGGAACGUUUGGAGAAGUAUCAGGAAGCCUUGGAUGUUGUUAGAGGAAAACUAGGAGAGAAGUUGACUAGUGAGCUCCAGAGUCGAGAGAAUAAGUGUAUGGCGAUGUAUAAGAAGCUGUGCAAGUGGCCAGAAUGCAACGCACUGUCCAGGAGGUUGCUACUGAAAAACUCGGAUGAUUGGCAGUUCUAUAUAAUUUACUUUGAUUCAGUCUUUCAACUCAUUGACAAAUCCUGGACUCCUCCAGCAGAAGGAGAGCACUCUCUGGAAGGAGAAGUGCAUUAUUCUACAGAGCAAGCUGUGAAAUUUAUAGAGGAGAGGAUAACAGAAGAAGCUAAGAGCUCUCGGCCACUUCGGGGACCCUACCUAGCCGAACUGGAGCUGAUUAGACGUUUGCGACACAGGGGUUGUAAGGAUGAAUAUAAACUAGGUGACCCAGAAGAACUAAUGUUCCAAUACUUCAAAAAGUUUGGGGACAAACCCUGCUGUUUCACUGAUCUCAAGGUAUUUGUGGACCUCCUCCCACCUAGCCAGUGUACAAAGUUCAUCAGUCAGUUGCUGGGAAUCAUUCCUUUGUCAGUACCAGCAGAGGGUAAACUUGCACUACCAGCUGACAUCAAAGCUUUGCAACAACACUUGUGUGUGGUUCAGCUAACAAGAUUGCUUGGUCUCUAUCACACCAUUGACAAAAAACAAAAGCUGAGUGUAGUCCGGGAGUUAAUGUUAAGAUACCAGCAUGGAUUGGAGUUUGGGAAAUCUUGUUUGAAAACUGAAUUGCAGUUUUCAGAUUAUUACUGUCUGCUUGCAGUUCACCUGCUUCUGGAUAUGUGGCUAGAGGCAGGUGAAGAGAUGGCCGUGUGGCAGUCCUUGACUUUAUUAGAAGAAGGAUUAACCCACAGUCCUUCUAAUGCUCAGUUCAAAUUGCUGCUCAUUCGAAUUUACUGCAUGCUUGGUGCAUUUGAACCUGUUGUGGAGCUUUAUUCCAGCCUUGAUGCUAAGCACAUCCAGCACGACACCAUCGGUUACCUUCUGACACGCUAUGCAGAGUCCCUGGGUCAAUAUGCUGCUGCAUCCCAAUCCUGCAAUUUUGCACUCAGGUUUUUCCACUCCAACCAGAAAGAUACCUCAGAAUAUAUUAUUCAAGCCUACAAGUAUGGUGCAUUUGAGAAGAUCCCAGAAUUCAUUGCUUUUAGGAACAGGCUGAAUGCCUCACUUCACUUUGCACAAGUCCGCACUGAACGGAUGUUGUUAGACCUCUUACUUGAAGCAAAUAUAUCAACCAGUUUAGAAGAAAGUAUAAAGUCCAUGAGUCUGAGUCCAGAGGAAGAUGAUAUUCCAUGGAAAGAUUUGCAUGACAACAGAGACCUAACCGUCUUAUUUAACUGGGAUCCAAAAGACAGGGACAUUUCUGAGGAGCAUAGGAAACUGUCAUUGGAGGAAGAAACCAUCUGGUUGCAAAUCCGAUCUUUAACUUUAAGGCUAGUAAGCGGACUCCCAACUCUUAGUCAUACUGUUCACCCAAAGAACUCCGAAAAGACUGCUGAGAAUGGUGUCUCAUCCAAAAUUGAUAUGAUACGGUCUCUGCUUCAACAACUGGAAACGGCAGUGGAUUCAGGGAAGCAGUUUCUUGAGCAGAAAAUUCAGUAUCCUGUCCUUGGCCCUCCUCCUACCCGAAUGGCUGGCUUCUUCAGUAAUGGCAGCUGUCAGUGCCAGACUAGCUUGUUUUAUCUUGUUAGUGAUAUUUAUGAACUAGAUACCAAUGGCUUAGAAGAUUCAACAGAAAUCCAAGAGAGGAUAGGGAAUAGUUUUAAAUCUUUACUAGAACAAUUAACAGACUUGUUCAAUAAAUGUAAAAGUGACUUGAUGGAAGUCAGAGAUGGCAUCUUGAAAACUCAUCCUAACAUUUUAGAAAACUUAGUCUUCUUUGUUGAGACAAUGUCCAUCACCCUAUGGGUGUCAGGUUACUGUGAUAGUGUCCUGCGACCCUUCAAAUCAAGCUUACAGAAAAAGAAAAAAAAAAAAGAAACCAGUGUAGUUAUGCCUCCUGUAUUUACCAGUUUUUUGGAUUAUGUUACUGAGCUACAGACGUUAACUUCCAAUGUUAUAGACCAUAUCAAAGGGCUCGAAAUCAUUCUGACUGCACUUAAACUUGAAGAACUGUCCAUAGAUGACACUUUCCUUUCACAGGAAGAAAAAAAGUUUACAAAGACUGUGCAAGGAAAGGUGCAGAGCAGUUACCAGCACUCAAUUCAGGAAAUUGGGGAGCUGCUGAAAAAGAGACUUGAUACCAUAAAAAAACUAAAGAUUUAAGAAAUGCACCCCAGGCAUAAAGACUUCACAACAGAGUGACACCAUAAUCCCAGGCAGAAGCAACAUCCAACAUACCAUCACUUUAAUCCAGAACUUCCUCAUAAAUGCAUGAAGGACUUUAAUCAUAAAUAUUUUUUUUAGGUAUUAAAGAUAUAUUCAGCUGAUUAAAUUAUUGUACAUAAACCAGAAGCAGGGACCCUCCAUCAGGGUUUGACCACUUUUUAUACAUGUUCAUAAGCAUAUUGCAACAGGAAAAAUUGAAUUUUCUUCCCUUUUGGUCUCCAGAGACAACUGGAGAUAAUCUUUAGAAGCAGCAAUAGAAAUCCAGUCUAAAGCAUAUAUCUCAAAGGAGUUGUAUUUUCAUCUACCAUACAGUGUUUAUAGGUUUUAUAUGGUCCUUGCCUUAGAAAAGCAGAAAUUGUAGAUGCCCACAUUCAACCUUGGAGCAUAUUAUGUGGCCUCUUCCACUGAAGCAGGUUAGUUCUGGAGCUGUCUAUUCUAUUGACAAGCCAUGUGGCCCUGCUGAAAAAAAGAAUUGAUAUCAUGUGGGUCCAGCAGAGACAGAUGACGUUAUAUUGGAAGCACAUCUUUUAUUUAGGCAUAUACUGCCUUCCGGUGAUGCUCAUCAUUAACUGAAGAGGGUCAGAGUAAGUCAUGCUUAGCACCGAUGCAGUUUCCUCUAAGAUUGAACCCCAGCGAUUGUUGGAGGAAGGGAGUGGUGUUAGUUUACAUACAGAUUGUUUCUAGUGGAAAGGUGGUUCAAAAAAUUACAAGCCUGAUCACUGUUUCAGCAAAAAGCUGGAGGCAAUGUACAUAAUAUCUGCAGUGAAGUCUGACACCACUGACUCUGAUCUCGUGUCAGUUUCCCGUAAAACAGUAAUCAUUGUGACUUUAAAAGGGGCUUGAAAUUUUAAGACUAAGUACUUAAAUAAUUUGUAAUGGAAUUGAGUCCUGUCAACUUUCUAUGGCUGUAAGUUGGCAGAAGUAAUUUUUGCUUCCAGUGUGGUAUGAAGCUGAGAAUGUUACUCUUUUGUUUGUAACUGUUUCCUUUCGCAACUGAUCUUUUAUGAUUAUCCAAGUAUAGACACAUUAGUAAUUCUGUUAGAGAAAUGUAAUUGCAUCAUCUGAUCCCAUAAAAUCUGCAUUUCUGCUAUUUUAAUUUAAAGAGUAAUACAGACACACUAUAAAACAAAUAGGCACAAAUACGAACAUGUUGCACCUAGGAUGUGAGGGACACUUGAGACUCUUACAGAUUUCUUAUCUUCUAAUUAAAGAAAAGCAAGUAUAAUCUGAAAUCUAUAUUUAAAGUUUUAAGAGAGCUGACAAUCCUAGUGUUGUUAUCUCUUCUGAAUACAUUUUGUUAGAAACGCUAGAAUGUUGAUGAGAGUAUUUUUUUAAAAGCCCUGUGUAAAAUUUCAAGUUGCUGCUCUUGCUGGAUUUAGUUUUACUUUGCCCCUUCCUAAAAGAGAGAGAGGACUUCCUACAAGGUGUUUAAAUUGUGAUGGAUGUGCUUAUGAUGUAGAUGCAGUGUCUGGUAAGUGCUUUGGGCCGGGGGAAAAACAAUACCAAAAUGUAUUAACUCUGUUUUAUAGUGAAACAUCUUUCCUGAGCAAACUAUCGUAUAUGUUUGUAUGGAAAUACUUUUGGAAAGACAAGUGUGCUAUUUACAUUAAAACAAGACUCAUGACUGAAGUUGAUCAUUUGAAAUGCAUAGUUUAAGUGAAAACAGUCCCAUCACGAAGAUUGCACAGUGGCACUGAGGUGAAGUCUGCACUAGGCUUUUGGGCUAAAAUAGUCACACCUUGCAAACAUCAGUAGGACUGGCUAGUGUAGACAGGGCUCCAGGCAAACACUGACACUUUUAAGUACCAGGUUGCAGAGAGCUCUGAACAAGACCAGACAGUGCAGUAGUCUAUGCUGGAGCUCCUGUCCAUCGUUGCUACUACCAGCGGAGCUGAACAGUAGAAAAGUUUAGUGAAGUAAGUUUAGACUACAAGCCUUAAAGCCUUGUGUACAUGAGAAAGCAGAACUUGCUAAACAUGUUUUUCAGCAUCAGUUCCCUUUGAACAAGAUUGAAACCAGUGGGUUAUACAUCUGGCUGUGUUAAUUUUAGUCAGCUGGAUUGAGUUCUGAGAGUGGGUGGAACCAAGCAUCAGUCACGCUUUCAGAAAUGGCAUUGAACAUGCUUGUGUUCAGUCUGCACUAGCAUUUAAACCUUGCUCAAUACCAGUUCAGGAGGAAUGUUCCGUUUUUCCCAGGGUACAGCUGUUUUCCCAUUUCCACUUGCAGCCACCCAAUUGACCCUAAGCCUAAUGUCAAACAGUCUGAUUCUUUUGUUACACAGUGGAUGUUUCUAUACUAAUUCUCUAGCAUGAAAAUCAGAUGCUCUUAAAACUCCAGGGUUUCUCUAUAAAAGAGGCAACUAGAUGGGUAUGCAGAAAUGGUUAACUAAUUACUGAGCCUUUGGGAAUCUUCUCAAUCCUUAUAAAUUGUGUACAGUUAAAUAUAUAUUUCUUACUAAAGUAAAGAGCAUUUUCCCCCUCCAGCACAUACACCUUCACUGGGAUUUGAUAGGAAAUCCAGGGUAUAACCCAUUGCUGCUGUUAUCCUUUUUGUGGUUAACUGAACCGUGUGUUUAGAAAGCUACCAAGACUACUGUUUACAGACUGAAAAUUAUUGCUUUUAUACUACUGGGAUCAUGAGCCAAGAUCCUUCUACAGAUUUCCUCCUCAACUGAUUUCUUUGCUUUAAAUCAUUUGUCUGAUGUGGAUAAAGGGGAAGAAUUCUCCAUCUGCCUUUCUCUGCAUAAAGAAAAAUUUGCAAUGCCUCCCUGUAUUGCCCAUUGUUUUUGUAUCUUUUUAGCAGUUUUAACUGUUCAAAAAUUGCAUUUAUAUUUUGCAAUCAUUAUGUUAAAUCGUGAUUUAUUUUAACCUUCAUUAAUAUAAAAGGGUUCUUUUGUUACAUCUGCAGCCUUAUCUGAACUUUCUCUUCCUGAUUAUUUGUUGUAAUUUAUGACUGUGGAAGUUAUGUAUGCUUUCAGCCUUCUACGGAAUUAAGUGACACAACCACAAGCAAUCUGCUUUAAACUGGAUGGGUUUAUAAUUUAUAUAAAAGUCAGUUUCGUUAUAAA